Molecule: messenger RNA, 1005 nt
Organism: Ectocarpus sp. CCAP 1310/34
Lineage: Eukaryota; Phaeophyceae; Ectocarpales; Ectocarpaceae
Source: the annotation of a GenBank genome assembly
GUCCUGUUCGUGUCUGCUGUCCUUAAUACAAGUGAUACCAUCAUCUUCAACACAGAUACAGGGAAUACGAACACUCUAGAGUGUAUCCCUCGAAGGAACCCGUGCUGGAGAUGAAUGGCGCCGAUGUUGCAGCAGAGGCUGCCGACGUCACCACUAGUACGCAGGGCAGAGUUGACAACCUAGAGAGAAAAGUUACAGGCCUGACGGACGAGGCACAGCAGCUGCCAGGGCCUCACCGCGGCGCCCUCGGAAAGUUUGAGAAUGAGGGGGAGUCCGGCGGCGCUGGGGUGGGCGCUGUCAUCAUGGGCACUACGUCUGCCCGCGGUCUGCUGGAAGAGGGGCCGCACAACGACGGAAUCACGCCGCCCGCACAGCACGGGGGAAGAAGCACCAGACCGGGAGCCAGGCUGGUACUGCCAAGGAUCCCUGCUGGAGUGGACCCGGGCAUUGGACCGGGCAGCGGGGAGGUCAUGGGGUCAUCAUCCCAAGAGCAGCCUGCUGCGGUGGGCGCUUACAUAGACUACACGGCUGCAGAAGAGACCAUCAGCAGUAGACCGGUUGCGGAAGGCGAACCGGUGUGGGCAUUUCAGGUCCCUGCUAACGGUGGGUUUGGUAGAUUCCAGAACACCGAAUACCUCAAGAUAGGCAGCGAUGGUAGAGAUGCAGCUGCCGCUCGAGGCACUGGCCGAAGGGUCAGAGCAACGUACUCAUCACGUCGAGAAGAGCUGUGCGGUGCUGGAGGGGGUGCCGCAGACGGCACACCAAGUGUGCCUGUUGACCGCGGGAAAGUACUUGCGUCUCGAGAGCUGGGGCAUCAUGCAUCCCCGCGACGCCGUCGGUGUGCCAUCAAAACAACCAGCGCAGGCCACUGCGCGCGCACCAUCCACACACAGCAGCAGCAGCAGCAGGAGAUGGUGAAGAUGGCACCAUUACAGCAGCGUGGAAGGGUCAAGACACAGAAAGCCGGCCGCAAGGCCAUGUGCCCAUAGCCGCGACGGGAGGGGC